CAUUUAAUUUAGCUCCUCUGCUAAGUAAACAGGUGAACACUUCUCUCCAGCGUGGCUUCUAGCAGCUAUCCUUAUUUAUUCCCUUAUUUUCUUUGGUAAGUAACUUUGUGUACCUACAGCAGCCUCUAUCCUCCACCAACAUGGACGAGAGCACUUUAAAACAGCUCGUGAAGCUCACUCAGGAGGGACACUUAAGCCUCCUGCAGAAACAGAUCCCAUUAGACUCCACGGAGGCUCAGACCGUCUGCAGCACACACUUCGGCCGGUCUGGAGACACCUUGCUGCACUACGCUGCCAGACUGGGACACCUGGAUGUUGUGGAGUUCCUCAUAGAGAGGGUGGGCAUGGAUGUGGAGGUGUACAACAACGACUACAAGAGGCCGCUGCAUGAAGCUGCGUCCAUGAGCCACCGUGAGUGUGUGUGCUACCUGCUGCGACAAGGAGCCCAGGUGGACUGUCUGAAGAAGGCUGACUGGACUCCCCUGAUGAUGGCAUGCACUCGAAGGAACCUGGACGUGAUCCAGGAGCUGUUGCAUCACGGCGCCGACCCGUUACUGAGGAACAAAGAUGGCUGGAACUCCUUUCACAUCGCCUGCAGGGAGGGGGAUCCUUCAGUCAUACAGCACCUGCUGCUGAUCGCAUCUGACGUAUGGAGGACGGAGAGCAAGACGCGGCGGACGCCUCUGCACACUGCAGCGAUGCACGGCUGCGAGGAGGUCGUUCAGAUCUUACUUGAGAGAUGUAGCUUCUCCCCAGACAGUCGUGACAGCUGUGGCGUCACUCCUUUUAUGGAUGCCGUCAGGAGUGGACACAUUUCUGUGGCCAGGCUGCUCAUAGAGAAGCACCAGGCGUCUCCAACAGCAGCUGACACACUCGGGGCUCAGCCUCUGCAUCAGGCUGCUGUUACGGGCCAGGAGGAGGCGCUGCGGUUCCUGGUGCGGGACCUUAAUGUAGAUGUGAAUCAGAGGGCGACUAACAUCCAGCUCACAGCUCUGCAUUACACUGCGAAGGAGGGUCAAACGUCUACGAUAAACACGCUGCUGGAUUUGGGGGCAGAUCUUCACAUUCGAGACAGCAAGGGACGAACAGCUCUUCAUAUGGCCUCCAUCGGGCAGCACGCAGACACAGCCAGGACGCUCCUGCAGCUCGGACUCAGAGACUCCGAGGACUCGUCUGGCACCAGAGCACGACAGUUUGCCCGGAAACCAGAUGUAGUGCGUGUGUUUGAGUGUGGCCUAGCAGACACAUCGUAAAUUUGAUCACAGUGAAACAGAGCGCCGGUGAUCGAUUAAUCCUGUGAAAGAGAGAAAGUAUGUUGUUGUGCAGUGUUUUUAUCAGUGACAAAAUGUAGAUGCUCUAAACUUAAAUAAAAGUGAGCCUCCAAAACUUUU
Messenger RNA from Notolabrus celidotus (New Zealand spotty), 1391 nucleotides. It is a transcript of the gene ankrd16, whose product is annotated as ankyrin repeat domain 16. The record is from RefSeq and is a predicted model, not a curated record. Gene Ontology annotation, molecular function: protein binding. The coding region runs from base 141 to 1253 and encodes 370 amino acids. The transcript is spliced from 7 exons. Lineage: Eukaryota; Metazoa; Chordata; Actinopteri; Labriformes; Labridae.